Molecule: messenger RNA, 1591 nt
Organism: Phaeodactylum tricornutum CCAP 1055/1
Lineage: Eukaryota; Bacillariophyta; Bacillariophyceae; Surirellales; Neidiaceae
Exons: 3
Coding region: 113-1591 (492 amino acids)
Source: RefSeq, a predicted model, not a curated record
CAUGGCGUGACUUGCCCUCGCGUCCGUCUCCCACCAACGUCAUUGAUAAAGACACUUGCAUUGCGUCGCCCUGAAUCCAUCCACUUCGAUUGCGGUCAAACCAACAAAAAGCAUGAUCCUCGUGCCGCAAACCGACGUGCACGCGGACGGGGGAUCGGAGGACCCGUCCAAGGCCACGCCACUCAGCAGUCGUACUGUCCGCAUACCCCAAACUGUCCGAACGAACCAGCGCGCUCGACUUCGGCAACCCCCCGGUAUCGCGGCUACAGUAUCCCAAAAGCCAACACCGAGUCCACUCUGGACCUUCUUGCUACUGGGACUGGUGUUUUGCCUGUUGGAUUUUGCCUACAUUUUCAAAUUCGUCAUGGACGAUCGAUUCUAUGACGGCCCGCAACCCACGCCUCUCGUUGAUCGGAACAACACCAGAGUACCUGGAAAGUCGGAUUUUCUAAUGCAAGCACCGCUCAUGCCUGAUCUUGCAGACGACGAGAACGACAGAUCGAGAGACGAGUCCGAAGAUACGCAAGAAGAUGUCAAAAGCGAUGCGGAGGAUAGCGAAGAAGCCGACAUGCCAUCCACACAAGAAAAGCAAAAAGACACGGCAGGAGUGAAACCUGCCCUCCGUAAGAACGUUCCGAAUCACGAUGUCGAGACACCCGCAUUUCACGUUGACUUCGACCCAUUAUCGGAAAGCAGCCACAUUCUCAAUCUUCUACAUGAAGCUGGCGUCGAGCUCAAUGCCGAAACGUACGCUCGUCUCCCGCAAUGGUCCGAUGUAACUGCAUUGUAUGGUUCAAAGCCUGUCUUUGUUGGAUUGGAAAGCUGCAAGCGGUUCCAGUCGAUGGGCAUUGCUGCCGAUCAUUUCGUAUCGGUUGCCGGUACAUUCAAUACAGGCACCAACGCCUUGUCGGAAAAUCUCAUUGCCAACUGCCACAUGCCCAAACGCAUCAAAAAGUACGGCGCGCGAAAUCGUGGGGUGCGCUGGCAAGUGAACUGGGGCAAACAUACGCCAGUUGGGGACGAACAGUUUCGCCAAGGUCAUCGGACUUACAACACUACCGAUCCUAGCUUGGCAACGGACAACAUCUUUCCCGGUGUUGCAAUCCGGGAUCCCUACAAAUGGAUGCAGAGUAUGUGCCGACACGAGUACGGAGCUAGAUGGCGGCACGACAAAUCUCGGCACUGCCCCAAUCUAGUACCGAACAAUGAGGAUCGCGCAGCAUUCCCAGUUUUGCGACCGCUCAACGUGACCAGCGUGCCCGUUCGGGUCGUGUACGCGGAAUUUGAGCGACAUCACGCCAGUCUAGCGCAUUUUUGGAACGAUUGGUACCAGGAAUACGUCAACGCAACGUUUCCUCGGUUGCUUGUAAGGUUCGAGGAUUUAGUCUUCCAUCCCCAACUCGUCACAAAAACGGUUUGCGAAUGUGCCGGCGGAGAAAUGAACAAGCGCCCAUUCAAGUAUAUUGUGGAAUCGGCCAAGGUCGGCAGCGCACAUGGUCCUGAAAAAGCCAAGACGAGCUAUGUAGACGCUAUCGUCAAGUACGGUACCGAAAAAUCGCGAUAUGACGCUGUUUGGCUACAAAUACCAUGA